Nyctereutes procyonoides (raccoon dog) is the source of this 1444-nucleotide messenger RNA. RefSeq names its product chromosome unknown C6orf120 homolog (gene CUNH6orf120). Lineage: Eukaryota; Metazoa; Chordata; Mammalia; Carnivora; Canidae. The record is from RefSeq and is a predicted model, not a curated record. The coding region runs from base 146 to 700 and encodes 184 amino acids. The transcript has 2 exons.
CCUCACGUCCGGGCGCCGCCUCACUUCCGGCUGCUGCGGCGCGGCGGCGGCGGCCCGGCAGCGGCACCGAUGUCCCAGACGCGGCGCCCGGCGGGGAGCGGGGCAGCGCGACCGCAAGGCGGCAGGUGACCGGCCGGCGUCGGGCAUGGCCGCCGCCUGGAAGCGCGCCCUGCUGGUCCUGCUGGCCUGGCAGGUGGUGUCCUCGCUGAGCUCGGGGGACGAGGACGAAGUCCCCGAGGACUGGGUCCUGCUGCACGUGGUGCAGGGCCAGAUAGGAGCCGGGAACUACAGCUACCUGCGGCUCAACCACGAGGGGAAGAUCGUCCUGAGGAUGCAGAGCCUGAGGGGCGACGCGGACCUGUACGUGUCCGACAGCACGCUGCACCCCAGCUUCGACGACUACGAGCUGCAGUCCGUCACGUGCGGCCAGGACGUGGUGGCCGUCCCCGCGCACUUCCAGCGGCCCGUGGGCAUCGGCAUCUACGGGCACCCGUCCCACCACGAGAGCGAGUUCGAGAUGAAGGUGUACUACGACCGGAGGCUCGAGCCGUCCCCGUUCUCCGAGGUCGCCACCUCCGAGGCGCGGGACGCGGCUCACAGGCAGGCGCGGGCCCCGGAGGACGCGUCCCAGGAGGAGGAGUCCGUGCUCUGGACCAUAGUGAUCAGCGUCCUCAAGCUGGUCCUGGAGAUUCUGUUCUGACGCUCUGGCGCCCUGGCGCGCCCUGGCGCCUGCUCCCUGAGUCUGCGAGCCCCGCUACGACCCAGACCCCAGACCCAGCUGCGUGCUCUGGUGGAAACUGUGGCUGCCGAUUGGGGGAUGGAAAAUAAAGCCAUACGCUUGCUUGUGUUACCUCAUACACCCCAAAGGGAGGGAAAGCAGCAGGAACGAGGUUAGUAUUUCCUCAGAGGUCAAAAUUCCUGUAAAAGGAAUGCGCACAAUAAAAUGUUCAGACUCCGGUUGAUAGCUUGCUUGUCAGGUGGCCCAAACAGGGCAGUAGCCUAGGAAUAUAGAAGAUAAAUCGAAACAGAGCAUCAGAUGAAACGGCUGGUAGCUAGAAUUGUGUUCUCCCUAGAGUUUCUGAAUGAGGUUACAACGUGUUUAGGACUUUGAAGCUGCUGCUGAAGUCAAGCCUGAAACGUACGUUUUUGCGCUUUUGCGUGGCUGCGGGGCUAAAGCGCUGGGCCUGCCCCCGGGCGGAGUGGGCGCCCCUGCGCCCCUGUCCAGACAGGAAACCCAGCUGCACCAACUCUCAUCAGAUCGUUUGUAUUUAUCAUCCUGGGCUACCUAUUAGUUAAAAUUCUUCCAUCACUAAAUAACUUUGUUAUGCUGCCAGUGGUAGGCCAGAGACCAUAUAGAUUAGGAGAAUUUCAUGCAACUACUAUACACUUUCUGGUCAAUGAAGGAAUAGUUGAGUAUUUCGAUUACGUUGCCUAAUAUUUCCAC